AUGGCUGAGGAAUUUUAUAACACGUUUUUCAACGCAUUCACAUCCGAAUCGUCCGAAGUUACAACUGUUACACCAAAAACAAUUACGAAGGCAAUCAAUGAGAACAUCAAGCAUGAUAACUUUUACGGAACGCAUUCUAAACCACCAACGCUUGAAAGCAUUGAAGAUUAUACUUGGUGGAAAGAAAGAUUUAUUAAUUGGGCAAAAGCGUAUGCACAUGAAAGUUGGUUUUGUCUAGAAUACGGAUACGAAAAGCCAAAAGAUGAUAAAGGUGAAGAUCUACAGUUCAAAAAAUUCUCCAGAGACGACAGAGCAGAAUUUGCCGCCGAACAAAGGAUGAUCGCAUUGAUACAGUCAGCAAUUAGAAACGAUAUAUUUGCAUUACUAAAUCAUAGCGGGACAUCCAAAUCGGUUUGGGAAGCUCUACAAGAAGAUCGAAAUGAUAUUGUUCGCAAAACAGCUCAUGGGAAAGCUACGACAGCACCAAGAAAGUUUGCGAAUGUUGCUGAAAUUAAAGAAGAAAAAGAACCUGCUAAAAACCAUGAAGAAAAGAUUGAGAACAAAGAGAAAACUCGAGAAGAGAUCUUGAGUGAGAAAACACAUAAAGAAAGAGAUGUGGUUUACAGAAGAAUGGAUGAGAUGCAGGAAGAAUAUGAGAAUGCUGUCAGCAACAAACGAUGGGACAAGAAGAGAGAGUGUUUUUACAACAGAGAAGGAGAACCAGUUGCUGAAGAAGUCGAAACAGAAGCUGUAAAAGUUGAAGCUGUGAAAGAAGUUGAAGAACAACAAAUUGAAGAAGAAGAAAUGAAGGAUGUCAAGUCAGAUGCUGGUGAUGUUGGCGAAGAAGUCAGUGUUGAACAAAAGCUGAAUGAUGCUGAGAUGAAGCGGCCAGAGGAAGCUGAAAACACCGAAGCAAAAAUGAACUUCGUUCAAGGAACAAGUUCAGAAGAAGAGAAAGAACUCAAAUUUAGACAACAGUCAAAUGAAGAGUUUCAGGCCCAGAAAAAGCAACAACAACAGGUGUUUCUGAAGAAAACUGAAUGUCAACCAAAGGAGAAAUGA
This is a messenger RNA of Helianthus annuus (common sunflower), 1062 nucleotides long. Its product is annotated as serrate RNA effector molecule homolog. NCBI's taxonomy places the organism in Eukaryota, Viridiplantae, Streptophyta, Magnoliopsida, Asterales, Asteraceae. The coding region runs from base 1 to 1062 and encodes 353 amino acids. The transcript is spliced from 5 exons. The record is from RefSeq and is a predicted model, not a curated record.